AUGCGGUUGAAGCCGUCGAUGACAUGGAUUAUUUUGUCCAUUAUCAGUCUAGCACCUUACAUUGCCUUGCCACUGUCAGGAUUCACUGUCCAGCUCACCACAGGGUAUGCAACAGGGAUGACUCCGAACUCGACUACUUCCCUACUUGGACAAAGACCGGACAACUUCUUGGACCAGACAACGGACGAUGUCUUCACGCGGGCUCUCAAUCGCUGGAGAUUUGCCAGCCCCGCAGUAUUGCCAAGUAGGUCAGCAUAUUAUGUCCCAGCCGACAAUACAUCCAAGCUUGAUAGAAGCUGGCUGCAGUCCUUUCCCAAUGAAUGGCCUGAUGAUCAACAGGUCACAACAUUCAUUGCUCCCCAAUCUCGAGACAUCAUCAACGGGCAUGCAUGGGGUCUUGAGGUAUCCUUGAACUGCACAGUCGUAUCCUCACUUUCACAGUUCAAGCUUCUCAGUCAGAGAAACAAGGACGGAAGUGGCCCCAGAUGCCCACCUAUCAAUUUCAAUAGUUCCAACCUUCUCGAAGAGUUUGAAGGUCUUCCGGACCUAUGUGAUUUCGACGUUUAUCAACUCUCACCGGUCGACAACGAGACAUUCCUCUUGCUUGACCCGAAUCUAUAUUUAUUCCCGCUGGGAAUGAUGGAGAUGGCGGUGCAGUACAAGAAAGAUCCUGCGAUGCUGAACUUCAGUGACUCGAAAUCGGUGCUUCUAGAAGCGGCGUUGUGGCAAAAUCCGAUCGAAAUGACACAGAAUUGCCCUCCUCUCGAGCCACUCUUGACAAAUGACCUCGGAGUCACCGUGGCAGGUUUCCAAAAGAGCUUCGCUCUGAACGAGUUCACCGCCAGCCUCGUUGAACAAACCAACAUGGAGCCCAAGCAGCUCGAUGCAGUAGGCUUUCAAUGCAAAUCCUCAUUUCGAACUGGAACUGCCACCAUCGACGGCCGCCCAGGGACAUACUCAUCCUUCACCGUCCAGGAAGCCGACGCGAUUUUAUCAGCCACACCUGUGCCAUUACCGACCGCAAUUCCGCGCAUCUUUCGCAGCGAAGUCUCGGCAGCUCUUAACCUAUUGGAGAUGAAUUCCGUAACAGCCCUCGACAUAGCCAUUAAUAACCUCAACGUCGACUUCGAGGAGACAGGUGCUGGGAGCUUGAACCCCAUGGCUUACAUAGCCUCCAAUGCAUCGUGGCUACAGAACAUCUACCGAGCCGUCAAUGCCUUCUACCCGCAACCUCUGUAUUGUGAUACCGAGGGGAACGUGAAUGUCACGCUCACCAGCUCCUGGCAACAACUCCAACUACUCAACUCGUCGCAGUUCCUGGCCAGCUUCAUUCGCGCGCACAAAGCGUACGCGCUCGAAAUGACCCGCCCUAGUACUAGCACUGUAGGAAACACCCAAGUGACGGAGAGCUGGGCCGGAGCCCUGAACGCCAUCACGCCCACGCUGAUCAUUGCACCAGGCGACGUGCCGCCGCAGAUCGUGGUCGGGCUGCUGGCAUUCUGGGCGCUGGGAUGCCUAACGCUCGGCCUCACAUUCGGACUCCGCCAUCGAUGGAGCGAGACGCUGGACGGCUUCAGCAUGUUCCGCUUCGGCAGCGACAACCCACACUUCAACACCAAGGAUGGCCGGCGCGGAGGUGUUGGGGGUGGCACCGCGAGGCACUACACCGACUGUCCCGGCCUGAGGGAUCUGCCGGGCCUCGUGGGUGACUCCAGACCCGAUCGCGACGUCGGGUAUAUCACCCUCGUCGAGGAUUGGAGGGGCGUCGCGAGCCGGAGGAAGAAAUAUCUCUGA
This is a messenger RNA of Exophiala aquamarina CBS 119918, 1794 nucleotides long. RefSeq lists its product as uncharacterized. The record is from RefSeq and is a predicted model, not a curated record. The coding region runs from base 1 to 1794 and encodes 597 amino acids. The transcript has a single exon. NCBI's taxonomy places the organism in Eukaryota, Fungi, Ascomycota, Eurotiomycetes, Chaetothyriales, Herpotrichiellaceae.